CAGAUGAGGGCACAUCUGCCGGAGUCCGAACUGCCUCUUUCGAGAGAGACUUCCACACCUCAGCUCGGGGCGUUUCGMUCACCAGUCACUUGGAAUUGUACUCUCCUUAUCAAGGCUCUCUUUGGUACCUGCCGAAAGACAUUCUGACAUGAAAAUGCAUGAUGUUAUCCAAUAUGUYCCAAUUAUUAUGAUAUCGCACAGAAUUAGGACAUCGUCAUCUCUAUCCUUCAGGAAAAACUUGUUACAGUAAGAUUGAGAGAGGGAUUUUUGCCUGGUUGAGUACCAUCUAAACAUGCAACAUGAAUCCCACUAACAGCACUGGAGCUGGUGGGCUUGCGCCCUGGAACUUAAACAGCUCCUUGAGCAACAUUUCCAGUGAUGUCUUCUCAGCCAACCUCAGCUGUAAUGAAUCUGGCACCAAUGAGACCUGUGUGGCGGGGGAGGAGGUGGUGGGAAGCCCCUAUAAAGCCGUGGAGAUGGUCUUCAUCGCCCUGGUUACAGGCUCCCUUAGUUUUGUCACUGUCACAGGCAACAUCCUGGUGAUGCUCUCCAUUAAAGUCAAUCGGCACCUCCAGACUGUCAACAACUACUUCCUGUUUAGCCUGGCGUGUGCAGACCUUAUCAUUGGUGCGUUCUCCAUGAACCUCUACACUGUCUACAUCAUCGUGGGCUAUUGGCCCCUGGGACCUGUAGCGUGUGACUUGUGGCUGGCCCUGGAUUACGUGGUGAGCAAUGCUUCUGUCAUGAACCUUCUUAUUAUUAGCUUUGACCGCUACUUCUGUGUCACCAAGCCCCUGAGUUAUCCAGCCAGAAGGACCACCAAAAUGGCUGGGCUGAUGAUUGCAGGUGCCUGGAUUCUCUCCUUCAUUCUUUGGGCCCCUGCUAUCCUGUUUUGGCAGUUUAUUGUUGGAGAGCGCACGGUUCCACCAGGAGAGUGCUACAUCCAAUUUCUCUCCAACCCUGCCGUCACUUUCGGCACAGCCAUCGCUGCCUUCUACCUGCCUGUGGUCAUCAUGAUGGUGCUCUACAUCCACAUCUCUCUGGCCAGCCGCAGCCGGGUGUCCAAGCAGAAGCCUGAGGCUGAGAAAAAGAAGAAGGGCCUCAAGAUACCUAACCCACUCAAGAGCCACAUCCUUAACAGACAGAAUAACAACAACCAGUCCCCCAAGCCCAGUCUGGAGUCCUGCAACACUGGUGAAGCUGUGAAGAAUGGCAAGAUUGAUGAGUCUGUUGUUUCCACCAAGGCUGACGCUAGUGUCAAUCGAGAAGAGAAAGAGAGUUCCAAUGACUCCAGCACAGCCAGCAUUGCCCCAAAAAACGCCAAGGAGAGGGCCAACAGUGAAGCCACUGUCGGGGGGGGUUUUGGCGUUGCUCCUGCACCAGCUCCUGCUCCUGCUCCUGCACCUGAACCUGCACCUGAACCUGCACCUGCACCUGCAGCGGCAACCGUCAAACUCAACCCUGCCUCUAAAUGGUCCAAGAUCAAGAUUGUAACRAAGCAAGCUGGUGACGAGUGCAUUACCGCCAUCGAGAUUCAGCCACCCAUCCAGGGGAGCGAGGGCCGCUCUAUCCCAGUCAACCGUCCCCGGAAGGUGGCGCGCAAGUUUGCCAGUAUUGCCCGCAGCCAGGUGAAGAGGAAGCGCCAGAUGGCAGCCAGGGAAAAGAAGGUGACCAAAACCAUCUUCGCCAUCCUGCUUGCCUUCAUCCUCACAUGGACCCCGUACAAUGUCAUGGUGCUCAUCAGCACCUUCUGCCACUCCUGUGUCCCGGACACUGUGUGGGCCAUCGGCUACUGGCUGUGCUACGUCAACAGCACCAUCAACCCAGCCUGCUACGCCCUCUGCAAUGCCACCUUCAAGAAGACCUUCAAGAACCUCCUCAUGUGCCAGUAUAAGAAUAUUGGAACAAGAUGAACUGGAGCACACAUACAGUAGUAGGGCUGGUGAGGGGUAAUAUUACUGAGACAUCUGGAGGGCUGAGUGGUAGAGUAGGAGGGGAGGAGGGAGCCUCCACAGGGAGCCUCCUCCUCAGUCAUGCUUAUGAAAUUAUGUCACACUCAAUGCUCCUCUGAGAUGUCUUGGCCACAGAAGAUAGUAACAUCAUAGCUAUGUCCAAAUGAUACAGUAUGAAUAUGAUGGCCAAUGUGAGAAUGGGGCAAAUGAAGAAUCUGAGACCUUAACGCGAAGACCAACAUGGACUAAUUCGUAUCCACUGAAAUGUGGUAACAAUCUUCAAAAAGCCCAGCUGAAUGUCAGUAGACUAAGGCCAACACCUGAGUCAUCCCUCUCCAAGAUACCACCACCUAACCAGAGACACUGAGGGCAGUGUUACAUCAUGUCUGGGUGUACGG
This is a messenger RNA of Salvelinus sp. IW2-2015, 2350 nucleotides long. RefSeq names its product muscarinic acetylcholine receptor M4-like. Gene Ontology annotation, biological process: chemical synaptic transmission; adenylate cyclase-inhibiting G protein-coupled acetylcholine receptor signaling pathway; G protein-coupled receptor signaling pathway, coupled to cyclic nucleotide second messenger. The record is from RefSeq and is a predicted model, not a curated record. Lineage: Eukaryota; Metazoa; Chordata; Actinopteri; Salmoniformes; Salmonidae. Gene Ontology annotation, molecular function: G protein-coupled serotonin receptor activity; G protein-coupled acetylcholine receptor activity. Gene Ontology annotation, cellular component: synapse; dendrite; plasma membrane.